This is a messenger RNA of Didymodactylos carnosus, 273 nucleotides long. The record is from the annotation of a GenBank genome assembly. NCBI's taxonomy places the organism in Eukaryota, Metazoa, Rotifera, Eurotatoria, Philodinida, Philodinidae.
AUGCGGCCGCAAGAGGUUAACAAUGAUAACCAGGUACUGCUGUUUCGCGGAACAAUUGUCAUUUGGAAUUACAGUACUCAGUUGUCACUAUAGUUCUUAGCUGCUUCAAUUGCUUAUAACCUUUUAACGAAGAUAGCUAGAGAUGCGCGGUUUUCAGAUUCUGAAACUAGACACUCUGUGAUGUAAACCUAUGAAAAAAUCAGAUCGUCCAAUCACCUUUACCACGGUGUACCAUUCGAGACAAAAUCCAAAAGGUUACUGUUCCCAAACCAC